Messenger RNA from Arabidopsis thaliana (thale cress), 2816 nucleotides. RefSeq names its product Phototropic-responsive NPH3 family protein. The transcript has 4 exons. Bases 790 to 2469 code for a protein of 559 amino acids. The record is from RefSeq and is marked reviewed. Gene Ontology annotation, biological process: protein ubiquitination. Lineage: Eukaryota; Viridiplantae; Streptophyta; Magnoliopsida; Brassicales; Brassicaceae.
CAAAUAUCCCAUCAUUCAUGUUCUGUCACAAAACCAAGAUUCUGCAGCUUACUUAUAUACUCCUUCCUUCUCUUCUUCUUACCACUAAACCAAUUUAUAGCUAAUAUUUGUAAGGGAUAUAUACAUUUGUGGAGAGGAAUCAAUACUCUCUUUUUUAUAAUUUGGAAUUAUUAGUUUGGUACAAAGAUGUGUGUCUGAUCCACUUGGACUCUUCUCAAUUUUUAAACCAAUCCAUUACCACACACACUCCCUCCUUAGACUGACUCCCUAUCUUGUACUCUCCAUUAGAAUGACAUAACUACCCUGUUCUGUCUUGUUCAUUGCUUUUGGUGGUAAGGGUAGUUUAUGGUUUUCUUUGUUUGGAGAAUUUGAGUUCUCUUUUUCUGUUUGGUCACAAUUAUCAAAAGAGAGGAAGAAGCUCAUUUUCUUGAUCUUAUUCUCUCUCUUUUAGUAGUACAUUACGGCACGUCUUCUUCAUGAGAAGGACUUGAAAUAGUGUUCCAUGGUGAAUUUCUUGAGUGAAAAGAAACUGCGAGCUAAGUGUUCGUAAUAUGUCAGCAAAGAAGAAAGAUCUUUUGUCCUCAGCUAUGAAAAGAACCAGUGAAUGGUUUUUUAUUCUCUUCAUAAGAUUAUUUUGUUUCUCAAUCCAUUUUUUGUUUCCAGUCCUGAAGUAGAAAUCGUUUAUAAUACUCUUUAUUACAUCGUUUCAGGAUUUCUUCUCAAGAAGUAUCUAGUGAUGUCACCGUUCAUGUAGGAGAAGCUUCGUUUUCACUGCACAAGUUUCCACUCAUGUCAAAAUGUGGGUUUAUCAAGAAACUUGUGUCGGAAUCAAGCAAAGAUUCAGAUUCCACUGUUAUCAAGAUACCAGAUAUUCCAGGAGGCUCUGAAGCAUUUGAGCUAGCGGCUAAGUUCUGCUACGGCAUUAACUUUGAUAUGAGCACAGAGAACAUUGCCAUGUUGCGAUGUGCAGCGGAGUAUCUAGAGAUGACAGAGGAACACUCUGUGGAAAAUCUCGUUGUAAGAGCCGAAGCUUACUUGAAUGAAGUAGCUCUCAAGAGCUUAUCGAGUUCGAUCACAGUCUUGCACAAAUCAGAGAAGUUGUUGCCCAUUGCUGAAAGAGUCAAACUUGUAAGCCGUUGCAUCGAUGCAAUUGCUUAUAUGACUUGUCAAGAGAGCCAUUUUUGCAGUCCUUCUUCAAGUAAUAGCGGUAACAAUGAGGUUGUGGUUCAGCAGCAGAGCAAGCAGCCUGUUGUUGAUUGGUGGGCUGAAGACUUAACGGUUCUUAGGAUUGAUUCGUUUCAACGUGUCCUGAUCGCGAUGAUGGCUAGAGGGUUUAAGCAGUAUGGACUUGGUCCAGUGCUUAUGCUCUAUGCUCAGAAAUCUCUUCGAGGGUUGGAAAUUUUCGGGAAAGGAAUGAAGAAGAUUGAGCCAAAACAAGAACACGAGAAAAGAGUGAUUCUUGAAACAAUCGUAAGCCUUCUUCCUCGAGAGAAAAAUGCAAUGUCGGUUAGCUUUCUCUCUAUGCUUCUACGCGCAGCAAUAUUCCUCGAAACAACGGUUGCUUGUAGACUUGACUUGGAAAACAGAAUGGGAUUACAAUUAGGACAAGCCGUGCUCGAUGAUCUCUUGAUUCCUUCUUAUUCAUUCACUGGAGAUCACUCCAUGUUUGAUACUGACACUGUUCAACGCAUUCUCAUGAAUUAUCUCGAGUUUGAAGUCGAAGGAGUUCGCUUAAGCAAUAAUGGUGUUGAUCUUGCUGGUGAUAUGGAACGUGUUGGUAAACUUUUGGAGAAUUAUAUGGCUGAAAUUGCUUCUGAUAGAAAUGUGAGCUUGCAGAAAUUCAUCGGUUUAGCUGAACUUAUCCCCGAACAGUCUAGGGUUACUGAAGAUGGUAUGUAUCGAGCCGUCGACAUCUACCUUAAGGCGCAUCCCAAUAUGAGUGAUGUAGAGAGGAAGAAAGUGUGCAGCUUAAUGGACUGCCAAAAACUAUCACGAGAAGCCUGCGCUCAUGCAGCUCAGAAUGAUCGUCUUCCUGUUCAGACCAUUGUUCAAGUCCUUUACUACGAGCAACAACGUCUACGAGGAGAAGUCACUAACGAUUCAGAUUCUCCAGCCCCACCACCACCACAACCAGCAGCUGUUCUUCCUCCCAAACUUAGCUCCUACACCGACGAACUCUCCAAGCUUAAACGCGAAAAUCAGGACUUGAAGCUCGAACUUCUCAAAAUGAAAAUGAAGCUAAAAGAGUUUGAGAAAGAGAGUGAGAAGAAAACAUCAUCAUCAACCAUCAGCACGAAUCCAAGUUCACCAAUCUCAACUGCUUCCACGGGUAAGCCUCCAUUGCCAAGAAAGUCAUUCAUAAACUCUGUUUCCAAGAAACUCGGUAAGCUAAACCCUUUUAGCAUCACACCAUACAACGGUAGAGGCAGAACCAAACCACCAAAAGAUCGGAGACACUCUAUUUCUUGAAUACCAUAUCUAUAUACACAUAUAUAAAGUUGAAUUUUUGUUGGAACUUUUAAGUUCUGAUUCAAGGGGUUUUCUUCCUGCUUAUCAACAUUUGAUAUUUUGGUGUGUUUAUGAUGUAUAAACUUUAUCUGUGGAACUUAUCACUUAUGAGUAUAGAUCAUAGAUUCAGAGAAUUUGGGAUUCUAAAGCUGAUGAUGAUCAAACCAGAUCGUGGGGUCAUGUAUUAAAAAAUAAUAGUAACUUUUCAAUUUUAGUUCUUUGGAAAUUAGGGAAAGAAAUAUAUAUAAAAAUCAGAACUAGAACAGGGGAAGUAGGUGAUUCUCAUGAAGCCUGAAGGGAACAUGACA